CGCAAGGGCGGGCGGAGCAGCGCCACCCGAUGCCGCGUUCAUGGUCUGCCGCCGCUGCGGGCGCCGCGCGCCUCAUCCUGGUGAUCCUCAUCCUCCUCAUUCCGCAUGGCGCACCCGCGCCCACCUCGCCACACCCUGUGUACACAAGCACCGAUACAGAUCGAGUUGCGAGCGAGUUCUGGACGCACCACUUGCUAGGCGCGGAGGUCGUUCGCAAACUGCACUUUGGCCCUCGCAAUAUCGGCGCAAGCUGCCGUGGCUCAAGCUGCUCUGGGAUCCCAGUUCGUCUCUUGCGUGGCAUCCCCAGGCGUUUCGACGCGCAUCUGACAAGAAGCAGGGAUCCACACCAUGUGGGCAGUGGGAGGUAUCCCGGUCGUCGCUUUCGUGAUCGCCACCGUCUCUGCGCAGGCGGACGCGUCCAUCGGCGGCAGCGACUGCGACGCAAGCGAGGACGAGCAGGUCCUCUUGGAGCUGCGCCGCUCGACGUCGUCGGGACCAACGAUCGAAGGGAACUGUCUCACAGGUGAUGAGUGUGGAGGCAACCUUGGCAUCGCCCCGGUAAUAUCGAAUGGCGUGUCGUUCUGUUGCGACGGUGCCAUCGCUCCGCAGCUUAACGUCAUGUCAGGUGACAAGGUAAAGUGUGUUUGCCUCGGUCAGCGCGAGCCUGAUGUAUCGCCUCCUGAGCCGGAGGCACCAGAAACCACUUCGGAACCAGUGGUGGAGGGCAUUUGCGUCACGGGAGACCAGUGCAACAACCCUGACGCGGGGGUCCACACUGUCCCGGUAGUUUCGAAUGGCCAGUCGUUUUGCUGUAUCUCGCCAGAGUUUAAAGUUAACCCACACGCCACAGUGACGUGCAAUUGCACGGGUCUGGAGUCUGCGUCGUCUUGAGCGAUGACUUUUUUAGCCAGAUGAAGUAGAUCUUGAGCCAGGGGUGCCAGAAGCUACUUCGGAUCUUGAUAACGGCGUGCCGCGACUCAUCGUGCCGUGCCCCGAGAGUUGUCUCGCAACAAGGGGCCGGCGGAUUUCUCAUUCAACGUUGUGUCAUAUAUUGUUCUUCCUCCUGAGUCCCCUGCCUGCUCCACUGUUUAGCGUUUCUCUCUUCGCCGUAGGCUGGAUGGCGGAUCAUUCUGCAUCAGAUUUACAUUCGCAACCCAGCCUAGAGGCACCUCUUCUGUUCACAAGCCCGCUCAGGUGGACCAGAGAGGGCCUGUUGCAGAGCCCGCGUCAAGAUUCCGCCGAAAGCCGAGCGAGCCAAAUAAUGAUGUAACUUCCAUUUGAAAGUAUCAUGUGCCUCGUAAGGUUCAGAGGAUACCCAGAUCUACGACUAUACGUUUUUGUUAGAUCCGAGCGUUUUCCUCGAUUUCGACCUCUCGGUCCCAUCAUCGGGCCCUGUGAUUAGCAACAUAAGCCUGGGACAAAUAAUUGGCCCGUCGGAUGGGGUCAGGACUUGUGGGGCCGAGGACUGAGAAAGACACGUCGUCGUAUGUCGGGGUAUAUGCACACAUUUCUUUCCCCGCACGUCCACCUCGGGCAACGACUCGUGGCACGUUGGAUGCUCCGUGUCGUUGUGUGCUACUCCUCCUCCGCCCCCCUCCCCCCGGACGUCUAUCGGCUGCGGACCUACGGCCGAGCGUCCUCGAGCAGGCAGCGCAUUUGCCCCGAGGCGGGAGCGACUGGGCGACGACGAGUGUGCCGCCUUUGCGCGCACCAGAAAAACAGUCCUCUCACAGCAGGCUGGCUCAGGCAGCGCUCCCAGUCUGCCUCGGGGUCUUCCGCCUCGCGCCGUGGCCCUGGCCGUGCUGUGGUGAGUUCAGAGGCCCUUACGUUCCAGAUCCUCCAAAAGGUUGCCACGGCAAGAGUCAGCCGCACGCCAGGCGAUUGUGCCUCCGAGGCGA
This is a messenger RNA of Prorocentrum cordatum, 1898 nucleotides long. NCBI's taxonomy places the organism in Eukaryota, Dinophyceae, Prorocentrales, Prorocentraceae. The record is from the annotation of a GenBank genome assembly.